Messenger RNA from Puccinia graminis f. sp. tritici CRL 75-36-700-3, 2513 nucleotides. RefSeq names its product myo-inositol-1-phosphate synthase. Gene Ontology annotation, biological process: phospholipid biosynthetic process; inositol biosynthetic process. Gene Ontology annotation, molecular function: inositol-3-phosphate synthase activity. NCBI's taxonomy places the organism in Eukaryota, Fungi, Basidiomycota, Pucciniomycetes, Pucciniales, Pucciniaceae. The transcript is spliced from 10 exons. Gene Ontology annotation, cellular component: cytoplasm. Bases 404 to 2134 code for a protein of 576 amino acids. The record is from RefSeq and is a predicted model, not a curated record.
UCUUUCACGCACCUCCGACUCCGAGUGAAGUCGGAGUUGCCUGUGCGGCUCACGGACCCCCAAUGAAUGGCAUGCCCGCAGCAGACCCGUUUUAAUUUAAAAAGCCAGCUGAAAACAGAGCACCCCCCCAUCCAUCACUCCACCACUACACCAAUAGUCAUACCUCCCUAUUCCAGCAAACCAUCCAGCGAUCAAACCCUUUCAGUCGAUCACUCUUGCAUGUUCGCUAACGGCUUGUCGAGCUCUCACAACAGAUAUAGCUCGGGACGCAAGUUUUGUGCACCGGGUGCUAGCCGCUAUACGCAUUAGAUUUCCAUCUAAGCUAUCAACUACCUAACCUCUUCGCCACAUAAUCACCACCUCUACUUACCAAUCUCACCACAUACUCGGAACCUUCGCCAUCAUGUCUCCCCCAAUGGCUAUUCCCAAUGCGCAAAGUGUCCAACCAACCAAUCGUCACUCGAAUGGCGUUUCCAACGGUCAUUCGGCAGCCGUGCCGAUCGUAGACCCCACAGCUAUGAGACGUCCUGUAGACUCAGUCCGGGUGGAGUCUGAGCAGACAGCCUACACCGACACUCAUAUCUUGGCUACCAGUGUUCACGAGAACACUCUCGUCACCCGCACCCCAUCUGGUGGGUAUGUACUCAAACCUACCAAACAAGCCAUCCAGUUCAAGACCGAGCGCCAGGUUCCUACUACUGGGCUCAUGCUCGUCGGCUGGGGUGGUAACAAUGGCACCACAGUCACCGCCACCAUUCUCGCUAAUAAGCACAACAUCAGUUGGCGCACCCGCGAGGGCAUCCAAACGCCCAACUACAUCGGGAGUAUUGUCAGAGCUUCUACGUUGCGCCUUGGAUCAGAUGCCCAAACCGGCAAGGAUGUCCACAUUCCGUUAUCCGACAUGUUGCCAAUGGUUCAUCCUAACGACUUAGUCCUUGGCGGUUGGGACAUCAGCGGCAUGCCACUUGACCAGGCUAUGCGCCGAGCCAAAGUCAUGGAAUGGGACCUCCAGGACCAGCUCAACCCUUUGAUGAGCCAAAUGAAACCCCUGCCAAGCGUAUACUAUCCAGACUUCAUCAACGCUAACCAAGAAGAGCGAGCUGAUAACGUCUUGCCUGGGACCAACAAACAAGCCCAUCUGGACCAAAUUCGCAAAGAUAUCCGCGACUUCAAGGCAGCCAACAAACUCGACAAAGUGAUCGUACUUUGGACUGCUAACACCGAAAGGUACUCGGAGCUCAUCCCCGGGAUCAACGAUACCGCGCGCAACUUGGAGCAGGCGGUGAAAGACAAUCAUGACGAAGUCUCCCCCUCAACCAUCUUCGCUAUGGCUUGCAUCUACGAAGGCGCCCCCUAUAUCAACGGUGCCCCUCAGAACACUUUUGUUCCCGGAUGUGUCCAACUCGCCGAGGAGCUUGGAGGGUUUAUCGGCGGAGAUGACUUCAAGUCGGGUCAAACUAAGAUCAAGAGCUGUUUGGCCGAGUUUCUUGUGAACAGCGGUAUCAAACCACUCAGCAUUGCCUCUUACAACCAUCUCGGUAACAACGACGGUCGUAACUUGAACGCCCAGAAGACCUUUCGCAGUAAAGAGAUCAGCAAGAGUAGCGUAGUUGAUGAUAUGGUGGAAGCCAACCACCUGCUCUACAAACCUCUAUUGGAAGCCCCUAAAGGAGAGAAGAAAAUCGAGGGUGGCGGGCAAGCUCGUAAGACGGAGCAUCCCGACCACUGUGUGGUCAUCAAGUAUAUGCCGUCUGUUGGAGAUGACAAGGUAGCAUUGGAUGAAUAUUACAGCGAGCUAGCGAUGGGUGGCCGCAACAAGAUUGUGAUCUCUAAUACCUGUCAAGACUCGCUCCUUGCGAUCCCGUUGAUCAUCGACCUUGUGAUCAUCACCGAGCUUCUGACCCGAGUCCAGUACCGCAAACCGAGUGGAAGUGCGACAGAAGAGUCGCAAUUCCAAAAAGUGUACCCGGUCUUGUCCUUGUUGAGCUCCAUGCUGAAGGCCCCGCUUGUCAGACCUGGCACUGACGUCAUCAAUGGGGCCGCCCGUCAACGCGCCGCCAUCGACCACUUCUUGAGAGCGCUCAUUGGCUUGCAACCUUUGACUGAGUGGGAGCAGUCCAAAAUCAUGGCCUGAUCCGAUCGCCUCUUAUCGACAUCGCUUGUCCCUGUGUUCUUGACGUGCAAGGCCGUCGAAACAGUGGGUCUUGACUUAUCUUAGUCACAGUUAGUGUCUGGCUUGACCUAUCCAGCCCCUUGGGCUCUCUUCUCUUCUACUUAGUCCUCGUUAUCGUACAUGUACUUGUGUGCUCCUAUGCCCAUUGUCUCCUCAAAGGAGUAUAUCGUCCUUGUGAGAGCCUAAGUAAUACACUGCUCAUCAAUUUAUCCAUGAUUUUUGGUGGAGGCAGAAGUAGUGAAUGUUUGAGUUGAAAAAACACAGUGUCCACAGUGGUGAGGAGGUUUAUUGGUCCUCCCUGUCCCACUAAUACCAUAUUGUAGUCCUUGGGAGAUUUUUG